AUGGCCUCGAAAAUAUGUUCAAGCUGCUUUCGAGCCAGCCGGGGCUGGCCAAGGCAACCUCAGAAUCUGGGUUUUUUCGCGACCCAACAUGUAUAUCACCGAGCCCCUUUACAAGCAUCCUACCAGGCGUCCUUCUCGACCACAGCGUCACGUCCAACUUCGACAUCUUUGGCUGAGCUUCCCCGGCCUAAUAGGGGACGAGGCCGGAAGCCCCUCUUCUUUUCUUUCGCAGCAAUAGCUAUCGGCUCAGCCAGCUGGUACGGCCUCUCAGAGUCCGAGGACGACAGCCUCAAUACGACAAGGUUCACUCCGUUCAACAUCAUCUCGAAAGAGCAAGUCUCCCCAACAGCUUUCAUCCUGACCAUUCGCUGCCCGGGAGCUGUUCUGCCCAAAAAUGCGUCCAAAUUCAAGGCUGCCUGGGAACAUGGACUCUGGUCGGUUGAGAUGAAGCAACCCCAACUCCAAAUCGCUCGCCAUUACACGCCGCUGCCUCCAUUAAAUGCUGGUGAGGUAGAUGCCGGAGAGGUCCGUUUUCUCAUCCGCAAGAUGGACGGCGGGGAGAUGUCGAAUUACCUGUCAAGACUCCAGGUGGGAGAUCAGGUAUGGUUGCGUGGCCCGCAUUACGGAUUCGACAUCAAGAAGCGACUGGGGGAUGCGCAAGACGUGGUAUUUGUUGCGGGCGGUACCGGAAUUGCCCCUGCUUUGCAGAUUGCCCACAAGCUGUUGGAUGCGUCGAGUACGAGCAACACACUCCAGAGUGGCAAACUGUCCGUCCGGAUUCUCUGGGCGAACCGUAAAAAUGUCGACAGCCUUGGUAGAGAGCAGUUGACGGGCAGGUCCAAAGAGGCGAAGCGCGGUAGAGCUAUGGAAUCCUCCCUAACAAAUCAAGUCAUGGAGCUGCAGCGCAAGCAUGGAGACAGCUUCACAAUCGAUUAUUUUGUUGACGACGAGCGCUUUAUUGCACAAUCAGAUAUCAAUGCCGCGCUUGGUUUGCAAGCUCAGAAGCAGCCAGUCUUUGCGCGAGCAGACAAAAGCUGUCGCUGGCAUUCUCACGAGAGACUUGCUUCAGUAUCCGACGAGGAAGACCGCACCCAAACCCUGGCUUCGAAAUGUACGUGUCGUCCACACAAAAUGCCUGAGGAGCCUAUCGGAAGAAAUCUCGUCUGCGUCUCUGGCCCCGACGGAUUCAUCGAGGCUUUUGCUGGGUCAAAGCGUUGGUUUGGUGGCAGAGAGAUCCAGGGACCUGUACUAGGCUUAUUGGGUUCUAUGAAGAGGAUGGACCCCAGGAUGGAUGACUGGCUUGUAUUGAAAAUGUAA
Neoarthrinium moseri is the source of this 1317-nucleotide messenger RNA. RefSeq lists its product as uncharacterized. The coding region runs from base 1 to 1317 and encodes 438 amino acids. NCBI's taxonomy places the organism in Eukaryota, Fungi, Ascomycota, Sordariomycetes, Amphisphaeriales, Apiosporaceae. Gene Ontology annotation, molecular function: oxidoreductase activity. The transcript has a single exon. The record is from RefSeq and is a predicted model, not a curated record.